AUGUUGGCCACUGUUCUGACCUAUUACGUCAAGCUAUCUUGUGCCGCCCCGAGUCCAGGACUGACCCUUCUCCACGUACAAGAUUUGAUGACCGAAAAUUUAGAGCCCAAUUCUGGCGGAGGUACCGGCUUUGGGACUGAGCACCGAUGUGUUAAGUGGCAAGAACUGAUGGAUGGUGAUGAACCAAUUACACUGAGAUUUUGA
Molecule: messenger RNA, 204 nt
Organism: Colletotrichum tamarilloi
Lineage: Eukaryota; Fungi; Ascomycota; Sordariomycetes; Glomerellales; Glomerellaceae
Exons: 2
Coding region: 1-204 (67 amino acids)
Source: RefSeq, a predicted model, not a curated record